GGAUAUUCGCGCUCCCGCCUCCGAAUAUUCUCCCCUGACCGUUAUAUCUCCACCCACCCCUCGCUCAACUCUAUCCUCCCUCGCUCUGAGAUACCCGUCCGUUUCGCUUUGUUUUCCUUCACUUUCCCUUCCAUUUUUCUCUCCCUCUCCUGAUUUCUCUUUUUCUUUAUUUUUUUCCGAGAAAGUUUUGUUAAGACAUGAAGUUCGGGAAGAGUCUCAGCAACCAGAUCGAGGAGACACUGCCCGAGUGGCGGGACAAGUUUCUGUCCUACAAGGAGCUGAAGAAGCGGGUGAAGAUGAUAGAUCCUAAGGUAGGGGACGCCGGCGGCGAGAGGUCUAGCAAGCGCCCGAGAUUGGCUGCCGGAGAGAAAGAGGCGGCCGGUAUGACGAGAGAGGAGGUGGAUUUCAUCAGUUUGUUGGAGGAUGAGCUGGAGAAAUUCAACACCUUCUUUGUCGAGAAGGAGGAGGAAUAUAUCAUCAGAUUGAAGGAAUUGCAAGAUAGGGUGGCAAAGGCAAAGGAUUGCAAUGAACAGAUUAUAAAAAUCCGAAAGGAGAUCGUGGAUUUCCAUGGAGAGAUGGUUUUGUUGGAGAAUUAUAGUGCCCUCAACUACACAGGAUUAGUAAAAAUACUAAAGAAGUACGACAAGAGGACUGGUGCUCUCAUUCGCUUGCCCUUCAUCCAAAAAGUCUUGCAACAGCCAUUCUUCACCACUGACAUGCUUUACAAGCUUGUGAAAGAGUGUGAGACAAUGCUCGACCACCUCUUCUCCACAAAUGAACCACCCUCUUCAACAGAGGCAGGUGGUGGGGUUGAAAGAAGUGAUCCGGAAACUACCUCCACUGCUAAUAACGAUGGUAUUCUCAGAGGGCCCAAGGAACUUGCAGAGAUCGAGUAUAUGGAGAGCUUAUACAUGAAGAGCACCAUAUCAGCUUUGCGAGUCCUCAAGGAAAUUCGAAGUGGAAGCUCAACUGUUAGUGUUUUUUCGUUGCCGCCACUGCAAAUUAGUGGGCUGGAGGAAGCUUGGAAGAAGAUUCCCAUUUUGGAACAAGUAGCCAAGUAGUUUUUUUGUGAUGCAAAUGGGAUGAGAUGAUGUUCAUGUUGUCCCCUUUUUUUCCCUUUUUUUUUUGGCAGAAAAAACUUAUCAUGCAUCUUUUAUGCAUGUCUUAGAUACUAACACACAUGUAAAAUUCCUUAGCUGCUUAAGCGGGAGUGAGCUUCCUAAUAUAGGAGCACAGUUCUGUAAUAAGUUUUAAUCUUUGGCCUUUUUUAGAAUUUAAUAGUUGUUUAGCGAUAUUGGGUUGGUUACUAUAUCUCGAAAUAGUGAAAUACAGAUGCCGUUUCUCCA
Messenger RNA from Malania oleifera, 1346 nucleotides. RefSeq names its product SPX domain-containing protein 2. The record is from RefSeq and is a predicted model, not a curated record. Gene Ontology annotation, biological process: cellular response to phosphate starvation. The transcript is spliced from 3 exons. Lineage: Eukaryota; Viridiplantae; Streptophyta; Magnoliopsida; Santalales; Ximeniaceae. The coding region runs from base 198 to 1061 and encodes 287 amino acids.